AUGACGCCGGGGGAACCCCCGACCUCCCGCGGGUCGCCUCGGGGAGCGAGCCCGCGGUCCGCGGCGAGCCCGCGCUCGCCGCAGCUGGGGGGGCGCAAAGUCACGGCGCCGCCGUACUGGCAGUGGCUCUUCAACCGCGACCCGCAGUUGGCUCCGAGGAGUCCAAUGGCCUCCACGCAGCACUUCCCCCCACAGCCGCGGCCCAUGACGCGGUCCAACUCGGCGCCCCUGGAGCUGAGCUAUGGCCAUAGCAGCCCCACCGGGGUGGGGUCGGUGCUGCUGGCGCCUUUGUCGGACGCCGCCUCCUUCCUGGCGAAGGCGGCGCAGCUCAGCUUGCACACGGACCCCGCGAAGACCAUGUCCUGCUGCAACCAGGCAGUGGCUCUGGGCCCGGACUGCACACAGGCGUGGAGAUACCGAGCCUUGGCGAGGCUGCAAGCGGGCGACGCCGGGGCGGCGGUGGAGGAUCUCACGCGGGCGCUGGAGGUGGCUCCCAGCACCAACCUAUGGGAGCAGCGGGCAUCGGCGCGGUACAGCGCCAGGGACUUUGCGGGGGCUGCGGAGGACGCCACCAAGGCCAUCGAGGAGGGCGCCGGCUUCCGCGCGGAGAUCUGGCGGCGCCGGGGCCUCUGCCGGCUGAUGAUGCAGCACUACGAGGCCGCCCUGGCCGACUACGACAUGGCGCUGAAGCUGGACCCGUGCCACGGCCUCAGCUGGCGCAACCGGGGCGCCGCCAAGCUGGCGCUGGGGGACAAGCGGGGCGCGGAGCUGGAUACCAGCGAGGCGAUUCGCCUCCACCCCAUUGCGGACAACUUCCUGCAGCGCGGGAAGAUUCGGCUGGAGUGCACGAAGUACGAGGAGGCCAUCCGCGACUGCACUGAAGCCUUGCGCAUGGAAAGCAAGGCGGAUGCCUUCUGCGUGCGGGCGGUGGCCAAGAAGCACUGCCAGGACCUCCGAGGGGCGGUGGCGGAUCUGGAUGAGGCCAUCCGGUGCCGCGACUUCCACGUCAAGGCUCGCGAGCUGCGGGCGGAGACGAAGCUGGGUUUGGGGAUGCUGGAGGAGACCAUCCUGGACUGUGAUCAGGCCAUACCGUACAUGCCGGAUCCUAGCGUGCUGCUGUGCUGCAGAGGCAACGCUUACUUCAGGAAAGGCAACUACCAAAGUGCCGCCGAAGACUUCAAGACGGUCCUACAGUAUGACCCAAGCAGCCAAUUGGCCGCCAAGAUGCUGGACAAGUCGACUCAGUCACUGAAGCAUUUGGCGAGUUGGGAUUUGAAGAUGCUCAGAGAUCGGUCGGCCUUCGACGAUGUCGUGAUCACGGCAGACUUGGUGAAACGAUCUACCUGA
This is a messenger RNA of Effrenium voratum, 1347 nucleotides long. NCBI's taxonomy places the organism in Eukaryota, Dinophyceae, Suessiales, Symbiodiniaceae. The record is from the annotation of a GenBank genome assembly.